Messenger RNA from Oncorhynchus keta (chum salmon), 3771 nucleotides. RefSeq names its product PDZ domain-containing protein 4-like. The record is from RefSeq and is a predicted model, not a curated record. The transcript is spliced from 11 exons. The coding region runs from base 786 to 3740 and encodes 984 amino acids. Gene Ontology annotation, molecular function: protein binding. Lineage: Eukaryota; Metazoa; Chordata; Actinopteri; Salmoniformes; Salmonidae.
AGUAGAUCUAAGAUAUCCUCAUCAUUGGCACAUAAAAAAAACUAACCGAGGGAGUCUGUGCAGAGGUCACACAACACGGUGAUUGAGACCCGAAAACAGAGCAAGGAGGACAAGAUUCAGGACCGGAGUCGGGACCAGAAUCAGGACCAGAUCCAGAGUCAGGACCAGAUCCAGGACCAGAUCCAGAACCCGAGUCAGGACCAGACCCAGGACUAGAAUCAGAACCAGAUCCAGGACUAGAGUCAGAACCAGAUCCAGAACUGGAGUCAGGACCAGAUCCAGGAAUAGAGUCAGAACCAGCGUCAGAACCAGAUCCAGGACUAUAGUCAGAACCAGACCCAGGACUAGAAUCAGAACCAGAUCCAGGACUAGAGUCAGAACCAGAUCCAGAACUGGAGUCAGGACCAGAUCCAGGAAUAGUCAGAACCAGCGUCAGAACCAGAUCCAGGACUAGAGUCAGAACCAGACCCAGGACUAGAGUCAGAACCAGAUCCAGGACUAGAGUCAGAUCCAGAGUCAGAACCGGAUCCAGGACUAGAGUCAGAACCAGACCCAGGACUAGAGUCAGAACCAGAUCCAGGACUAGAGUCAGAACCAGAGUCAGAACCGGGUCCAGGACUAGAGUCAGAACCAGAGUCAGAACCGGAUCCAGGACUAGAGUCAGAACCGGAUCCAGGAAUAGAGUCAGAACCAGAUCCAGAACCAGUGUCAGAACCAGAACCGGAGUCAGAGUCAGAACCAGAGCCAGGACCAGAUCCAGGACCAGAGUCGGGACCAAAGUCAGGAUGGGGUGUAACAUGUGUGUGGUGAACCGGCCGGAGCAACAGUACAAAGUUAUGUUCCAGAAGGGCUACAUAAACGGGACACUGAGACCUCUUGAUGGACAUUGCAACAAGGUCAAAGGAAGGAGACCAUCUCAGCUGCCCCAGGAGAGAAAUACUCCAAACUCCAACUCCCAGGGUCCUGUGCUGCUGCAGGUGGUGGGAUGUAGAGGCUACCGGAGUAAUGGUGGCACCUUGGGGCCAGGGGGUACCCUGGGUAAUGUAGGCACCAUGGGGCUGGUGUCCAUCCCGGACUGUGUGGAUAACUGCACUCAAACUGACAUUAGCUUCCAGAAUAUUCUGACCGUGGGGAGGUCAACCCACCACCAAUCCCAUGGCGGCUCCUCACCCACGCAACCACCACCCUCUCCUCCACUGCCUCACCUCAUGGACCCUUAUCUACUGAAUGAGUUCUGUACCUACGAUCACGAGUACAACGAUCCCAACGACUACUUUGACAUAGCUCACCACGAAGUGGACAGACAAGAGGAACUGGAGUACGAGGAGGUGGAGCUGUAUAAGUCCAGUCAACAGGACAAGCUGGGGUUGACAGUGUGUUACUGUACAGAUGAUGAGGAGGACCUGGGAAUAUAUGUAGGAGAGGUCAAUCCCAACAGUAUAGCAGCAAAGAACGGACGUAUCCGUGAGGGAGACAGAAUUCUGCAGAUAAAUGGUAUUGACAUCCAGAACAGAGAAGAGGCGGUGGCCAUUUUGACCAGAGAGGACAGCAUCAACUUCUCACUGCUGCUGGCCAGACCCGACAUAGAGAACGAGCACCAGGUGGGCCCAGAGGAGGUGGAUAUGGAGAUACCUAUCAGCAUGAAUGUUGAGGCCCUCCACACCAGCCACCUGCCCAGCCUCUACAGAGAGGGGCCACACACCCCCACCCACAUCCUUAGUCUGACUACUCUCAGUAACAGUCAGGAGCUGGACAGUGGCGUGGGCCGUACAGACGAAAGCACCCACAACGCUGAGUCCUCUGAACAUGACCUGCUGGGAGAGGACCAGGACCAGACGAGCGCCCCAAACACCAACACAACCAACACCCCAGGCAGCAUGAGGAAAUUCAGGCCUGGGAAUACACCCUCGUCCCCCUCGCCCCACCUCCAAGAGAUCCACCUCAGUAAUGACUCCCAGCCAAGGGUGGGGCUGUAUGGAGGAAAGGGACUGGGGGGGGGUUUGGGGACAGGGUUGGGGGGGUACGUACCCGACCCACUGAUGAUGAUGAUGAUGAUGCCGGGUCUGACUGAGGAAGAGUGCGAGAGGUACAGGGAGCUACUAAAGAUCCGGUGUCAGUUUGAAAGGAACAGGAAGCUUUCUGAGAGAAGCCAGGGAGGAAGAUCAGGUACUGAGGAGGAGGAGGGUGAGGAGGGUGAGGGUGAAGGGGGGAGUGACCCAAAAGUCGAUGUAAACUGCAACGAGAGCAUGACGCAACAUGAGAUGGCGUUGUUAGAGGAGGAACUACGUCAUCUAGAGUUUAAGUGCCGCAACAUCCUGAGAGUGCAGAAGAUGCAACAGCUGAGAGAACGAUGCAUGAAGGCGUGGCUUCUGGAGGAGGAUGUUGUUGGCCGUGGAGCCCUACCCACUGGUUCUGAACCCGCACCCGACCACGACACAGACCCAGAGCCCGCCAACGAGCUCCACCGCAAGCUAUCGGACAUCAAUGAGCUCCCUGAGCGGGAGAGAUCCGACCCGGACCCAGACCAGGACAAAGACAGCACCAGCGCCUACAACACAGGGGGAGAGAGCUGCAGGACCACCCCUCUGGUCAGCACCGAGUUACUCCCUCUGUCCUUGUCCAUCCAGGAAGAGGGUAGAGGAGGGGACGCACCCAACAAGGUCGGCUCUCGGCGGGGAUGGGAGAAAGGAGGACAUGGUAGUCUGAAUGGUUCCUUCUCUCCCAACAGCUACAGGAAGUACCAGAUCCAAAUGACCAACGCCAGCACAAGCCCCGUCCAUCCAAAAUUCUGGUCUCUGACCCGGGGGGAUAACGUUGUCGGGGGGGGGUCAUCAUCGCAGAGGGGGAUAGCUGAUGGCGGAACAACCGCAACACCCCCACGGAAGUCCCCCAGAGCUAACCCCACACACCACGACAGGUCAGGGGCUCCAACCGCAGAGUCCAGCCCAUACUUCACCCGGCGUCGCCAAGGCAACAAUCCUCCGGCACCGAAACCCUACCAGAGAUGCAUGCAGCUGCCGUCGAGCGACCCGGAGGUCCGGAUGGACUCCCUGGACUCGGCAGACCGAGCCGUGGUCCCGGGGAUGGGUCUAGGCGAGAGAGGGGCUGCAGCGGGCAGCAGUGGUCAGGCCAGUCCCAGGAGUGUUAGUGGUGCCCCAGCAGACAGCACCGAGGCCCAGGACAGCCACACAGGCCUCCCCCUACACCUCCCUCUGCAGCCGGGGCCGGCUUCACCUCGCAUGGAGUGGAAGGUGAAGAUCCGUAGCGACGGGACGCGCUACGUUGCCAAGCGACCAGUGAGGGACCGCCUCCUUAAAGCCCGGGCCAUUAAGAUCAGAGAAGAGCGCAGCGGCAUGACGACGGACGACGACGCGGUCAGCGAGAUGAAGCAGGGACGUUAUUGGUCGAAGGAAGAGCGUAAACAACAGCUGCUGAGGGCCAGGGAGCACCGGCAGCGCCGUGAGUUCAUGAUGCAGAGCCGGCUGGACUACCUGAAGGGAGACAGAGACCUACAGCAGGGACCUGUGGACAGAAAGGCUACAGGAGGACCUCCAGGCCUGCAGGGGGAGACAGGUGGUAGUCCCAGUAUCCUGGCCCUCAGCCAGAAGAAGUUCAUGAAGAAGAGGAACAAGAGGAUCCUGGAUAACUGGGUCACCAUCCAGGAACUACUCGCUCAUGGAUCCAGGUCACCGGAUGGAAAGAAGGUGUAUAAUUCUCUUCUCUCUGUUACUACGGUGUGAUGGAGGGAUGGGAGGAGGAGAGGAGAGGAGA